Messenger RNA from Eutrema salsugineum, 2150 nucleotides. RefSeq names its product indole-3-pyruvate monooxygenase YUCCA6. Gene Ontology annotation, biological process: auxin biosynthetic process. Bases 405 to 1679 code for a protein of 424 amino acids. The transcript has 4 exons. The record is from RefSeq and is a predicted model, not a curated record. NCBI's taxonomy places the organism in Eukaryota, Viridiplantae, Streptophyta, Magnoliopsida, Brassicales, Brassicaceae. Gene Ontology annotation, molecular function: NADP binding; N,N-dimethylaniline monooxygenase activity; flavin adenine dinucleotide binding.
GAUAAGAUCUCUCUCUAUCUCUAUCUAUAUCUCUAUCUCUAUCUCUAUCUCUCUCCCUCUUUUUCAGCAAGUUUCAAUCCAAACCCUAACAUCUUUGAUUCCGAUAUAUCGGAGAAUAUUAGUUAAAAUAUAUUUUAACAGAAUAUUCUUUUUUUUUUACCAUCCCUCUAUUUCUUUCCCCUACAUACUCCUCCACACCAUAAAUGUCAAAUUGUCCUUUGCUCUUAAUUACUGUCACCACCACCACUACACCUAUUCUACAAACCCUUCUCGUAUUUGCAUAAGAAUACGUACUUAUAAUUAGUUAUACACAUUACAAAUACACACCAAAGGCAGGCCAGGCCCUAUAUCUAUAAAAGCAAGAGAAAAGAGAGAGAGAAGCGAUUCUUGGUUUAGCUUUCUUGAUGGAUUUCUGUUGGAUGAGAGAGAUUGAAGGUAAACUAGCACAUGACUACUUGUCGUCCUCCGCUAAGAUGAUGACGUCACCACGUCGCAUCUGCGUCGUCACCGGACCGGUGAUUGUUGGCGCCGGACCGUCGGGACUAGCGACGGCGGCUUGUCUGAAGGAGAGAGGUAUAACUUCUGUGCUACUCGAGAGAUCAAACUGCAUAGCUUCACUAUGGCAGCUCAAGACUUACGACCGACUCCAUCUCCACCUUCCUAAGCAGUUCUGUGAACUUCCACUUAUACCCUUCCCCGCCGAUUUCCCUACUUAUCCGACAAAACAGCAGUUCAUCGAGUACCUCGAGGACUAUGCUCGGAGGUUCGACAUAAGGCCGGAGUUUGGUCAGACGGUUGAGUCGGCUGAGUUUGACGAGAACCUCGGGAUGUGGCGCGUGACGAGCGUCGGAGAGGAAGGCACGACGGAGUAUGUUUGCCGGUGGUUGGUGGCCGCGACGGGGGAGAAUGCGGAGCCGGUGGUCCCUAGGUUUGAGGGGAUGGACAAGUUUGAGGCCACAGGGAUAGUUAAGCACACGAGUCAUUAUAAGACCGGCGGAGAUUUCGCCGGAAAAAGGGUUUUGGUCGUCGGAUGUGGAAACUCCGGCAUGGAGGUUUGUUUGGAUCUCUGCAAUUUCGGUGCUCAGCCUUCUCUCGUUGUCAGAGACGCUGUGCACGUCCUACCACGAGAGAUGUUGGGUACUUCGACUUUUGGGCUGUCCAUGUUGUUACUCAAAUGGCUGCCCAUCCGGCUUGUUGACCGUUUCCUCUUGGUUGUUUCCCGGUUCAUCCUCGGUGAUACCACCCUGCUAGGUCUUAACCGGCCCCGGUUAGGCCCAUUAGAGCUCAAAAAUCUCACAGGAAAAACUCCUGUUCUCGACGUGGGGACACUUGCCAAGAUCAAAACCGGAGACAUCAAGGUGUGUUCCGGGAUACGAAGGUUAAAACGGCAUGAAGUUGAGUUCGAUGACGGAAAAACGGAGAGAUUUGACGCCAUGAUAUUGGCAACUGGCUACAAAAGCAACGUACCCUCUUGGCUAAAGGAGAAUAAAAUGUUUAGUAAGAAAGAUGGAUUUCCAGUGCAAGAGUUCCCGGAGGGAUGGAGAGGGGAAUGUGGGCUAUAUGCGGUCGGAUUCACAAAACGUGGAAUAUUUGGAGCAUCGAUGGAUGCAAAGAGAAUAGCUCAAGACAUAUACAAGUGUUCAUGUCAAGAAAAUAUGAUCAAGCCUAAUAGCCUAUAGACAUAUAGAAGUGUUCUACGUGAAGAAAAUCUGAUCAAACCUACUAGUAGACUAGACGGUUGAAAAAGAAAAACAUAACUUGAAGGCGGGUAGCGAUCGAAAAAAAAAGGAUGGUUUUGGUGUCAAAGGAGAAUUAGGGAGUGAUGUAAAUUAAGACUUAUCUCCAGCUGCAAUGCAAAUUGGGGAAAAGAAAGAAUGAAAAGGAAACUUAGUGAGAGUGAUUGUGGUGGGAAUUGAUGAUCAUCUGCCCAAAGGAGAGGAGGGGACCCUCUCUCUUUGCAUGCUUAUAACCCACUUUGUAAAUCUUUCUAUACCUUCUUUCUAUGUUUCUAAUUUUCUUUUCUUUUUUCCUUUUCUUUUUUCUUUAGUUUUCCUUAGUUUUUUUUGCUCUUUGUUUCUGGUUCAAUUUUUUGGCAGAGUAUUGUGGUGAUUUUUUUUUUUUGUUAUAUACAUAAUGGAGUAUUUGUUUAA